AGUUCGUGGCGCUUUGUGUGUUGGGAGCCAGCCGGAGACAGAGCUGCUGACCUGUUAUAACUGCGUAACAACAACCGACUGAAAAUGGACAUCGCCGAACCUGCAGUGGACACCUCUGGGCAGAUGGUCAAGGAUGAACUGGCCGAGAAAUGUCAGAAAUUGUUCCAGGCGUUUUUGGAAGAGUUUCAGAACAGCGACGGUGAGCUGAAGUACCUGCGCGACGCAGAGGAGCUGAUCCGGCCUGAGAGAAACACGCUGCUGGUUAGCUUCACCGACCUGGAGGGCUUCAACCAAGAACUGGCGACCACCAUUCAGGAGGACUUCUACAGAAUAUAUCCCUACCUGUGUCGCGCAGUACGCAACUUUGCCAGGGACCGCGGAAAUGUUCCCGUUUCCAAAGAGUUCUACGUGGCCGUUCAGGACCUGCCGACCAGGCACAAGAUCAGAGAGCUGACCACUCUGCGUAUCGGCUCUCUGGUGCGCAUCAGUGGUCAAGUAGUGCGCACCCACCCCGUGCACCCAGAACUGGUUAGUGGUACCUUCCUGUGCCUGGACUGUCAGAGCGUCAUCAAGGACGUGGAGCAGCAGUUCAAAUACACGCAGCCCAGCAUCUGCCGCAACCCCAUCUGCAACAACCGCAGACGCUUCCUGCUCGACACCAAUAAGUCCAAGUUCAUUGACUUCCAGAAGGUGCGUAUCCAGGAGACGCAGGCGGAGUUGCCACGGGGCUCCAUCCCUCGGAGCAUGGAGAUCAUCCUGCGGGCAGAAGCAGUGGAGUCAGCUCAGGCCGGUGAUAAGUGCGAUUUCAUCGGCUGCCUCAUCGUCGUGCCUGACGUGUCCCAGCUCUCAACACCAGGUGUGCGUGCGGAGACCAGUUCUCGCACAGCUGGAGCCCAGGGUUAUGAGAACGAAGGGGUUCGUGGGCUCAACGCGCUUGGAGUCCGAGAGCUUACCUACAAGCUGGCGUUCCUGGCCUGCCAUGUGGCACCCACAAAUCCCAGGUUUGGUGGGAAGGAGAUCCGUGAUGAGGAACAGACAGCUGAGAGCAUCAAGAACCAGAUGACCGUGAAGGAGUGGGAGAAGGUGUUUGAGAUGAGCCAGGACAAGAACCUCUACCACAACCUCUGCACCAGCCUCUUCCCCACCGUCCAUGGCAAUGAUGAGGUGAAGAGAGGCAUUCUGCUCAUGCUCUUCGGAGGCGUUCCUAAAACCACGAUGGAGGGCACUUCUCUUAGAGGUGAUAUCAACGUGUGCAUCGUGGGAGACCCCAGCACAGCCAAAAGCCAGUUCCUCAAGCACGUGGAAGAGUUCAGCCCACGUGCGGUUUACACCAGUGGGAAGGCCUCCAGCGCUGCCGGCCUCACCGCUGCUGUUGUGCGAGAUGAGGAGUCGCAUGAGUUUGUCAUCGAGGCUGGAGCUCUGAUGCUGGCUGACAAUGGAGUGUGCUGCAUUGAUGAAUUUGAUAAAAUGGAAAUGAGAGAUCAAGUGGCCAUCCAUGAGGCAAUGGAGCAACAGACCAUCUCCAUCACCAAAGCAGGGGUGAAGGCCACACUGAAUGCCCGCACGUCUAUCUUGGCUGCAGCGAACCCCGUCGGUGGCCGUUAUGACCGCUCCAAAUCACUCAAGCAGAACGUCAACCUGACGGCGCCCAUCAUGUCCCGCUUUGACCUCUUCUUCAUCCUCGUGGAUGAUUGUAAUGAGGUGACUGACUACGCCAUUGCCAGACGCAUUGUGGACUUGCACUCAAGGAUCGAAAACUCCAUCGAUCGCGUCUACAGUCUAGAUGAGAUCCGCAGAUACCUGCUGUUCGCCCGCCAGUUUAAGCCAAAGAUCUCCAAGGAGUCAGAGGACUUCAUAGUGGAGCAGUACAAGCGCCUGAGGCAGAGGGAUGGCUCUGGUGUAACGAAAUCAGCCUGGAGGAUCACAGUGAGGCAGCUGGAGAGCAUGAUCCGUCUGUCUGAGAGCAUGGCCAGGAUGCACUGCUGCGACGAGGUACAGCCCAAGCACGUCAAAGAGGCUUUCAGGCUGCUCAACAAGUCCAUCAUUAGAGUGGAGACACCUGAUAUCAAUCUGGACCAGGAGGAGGAAGAGGCCAUGGAGGAGCAGGAGGAAGACAACCAGAUGAACGGACAGGACGUGCCCAACGGUGACGCAGGCAACCACGUGAACGGGCGUGUAAAUGGACAUGUGAACGGCCAUGAGCUCACUAACGGGGUCAAUGGCGAAAGCCACAGUGGCAAGCCCUCACUGCGCCUGUCCUUUGCUGAAUACAAGCGCGUCUCUAACCUCCUAGUGCUGCACCUGCGCCGUGCAGAGGAAGAUGAAAAUGAGGACGCCCUAAAGAAGAGCGCGGUGGUUAACUGGUACCUGAAGGAGAUUGAGUCUGAGAUCGACUCCGAAAUGGAGCUCAUCAGUAAGAAGGCCAUGAUAGAGAAGGUCAUCCACAGACUGGUGCACUAUGACUACAUCCUAAUCGAGUUGUCCCAGUCUGGCUUGAAGAGCUCAACACAGUCCAGCGGAUCUGAGGACCAAGAAGACGAUGUAACUCUGGUGGUCAACCCCAACUACACACUGGAGGACUAAACCUGUGCUGACGUCCUCCUUAAUUGGUGUAUGAUAUUAAAAAAUACACCUCUUUUCCUGUAAUGAGGGGAUAAGGGUAGUGUUGUUGAGGAUGCUGCCCUUUCUUUCUGUAAUCUAAAAGGUGACCUGCUUGAAGCUGGACUGUAAAGCGUCCUCCGUAUGGACCGAUGGAGCGAGCAUGCUUAGAAGGAAGAAUCUGUGCAAAGCUAUUCAUUCUGUAAAUAUGUUAGACUUUUUAAGGGUUGGCUGUUUUGUAGAACGUCAGUGACAUUUUUGUUUUUAUGUUUUUAUUGUGAUUGUGUUAAAAGUGCUCACAAAGCAGCUUGAAAACUUUUAUGUUGUCUGUAUUUUGGUCAAUAUACAAGAAUCAUAUCAGAAAAA
Messenger RNA from Pygocentrus nattereri (red-bellied piranha), 2964 nucleotides. RefSeq names its product minichromosome maintenance complex component 6 (gene mcm6). The coding region runs from base 85 to 2583 and encodes 832 amino acids. The record is from RefSeq and is a predicted model, not a curated record. Gene Ontology annotation, biological process: mitotic DNA replication; DNA replication initiation; double-strand break repair via break-induced replication. Gene Ontology annotation, cellular component: nucleus; MCM complex. The transcript is spliced from 17 exons. Lineage: Eukaryota; Metazoa; Chordata; Actinopteri; Characiformes; Serrasalmidae. Gene Ontology annotation, molecular function: single-stranded DNA binding; single-stranded 3'-5' DNA helicase activity; ATP binding.